CACACAGGCACUUAGAGGUGCAGACAGGAAAGGUAAGGAUAUCAAUACUGCCGUUGGUAUCGAUAUUAUCGAUAUUAGGAUUGAUCCUCCCACCCCUAUCAACCAUAUGAACGGACUGAUCACAGCAUCAGGUCUUUCAUCUGUCUAGUGAACAGUAAACAACAUAAGGUUAGUUUCCUGUGGAUCAUGAAUGUUUCACAAAUUUGUUCUAGAAAGGUCUGUGAAUCCCAAAAAAGGGGACACAAAAUUAAUGACUUUCAGGAGGGUCUUCAUGAAUGUCUAGGUUGUUUCCACAGCGCAAGAUCCGAACAUGAGGCAUAAAAACACAAGGCAUUGUGAUUUAUUGUGACAUAGGGGUGGGCGAUACUGCAAAGUUUAGAGUCUAUCUGAUACCAAGUAAAUACUGGACCAGUAUUGCCGAUAUUGAUACCAAUACUGAUACUUUUUGACAAUUAUUGCACUAUCAAAUAUAAAUACAUACUACAAACACAGAGAGGGGAGAAAGAAAGAAAUGAUCAGGCAACCAAUUAAUGAACACAAAGUAAUAAACAUGAACUAAGAUACACUAUUUAAACAAUGAGGCUAAACAUGUAACAUAGACAAGAACAAGCACGGUACGAACUAAAGGCGAAAGCAACACAAUAGACACAGUGGCACAAACCAGCAAACAGACGAACUGAGUAGGCACCAACAUAGUAACACAAACUGACAAAGACUGCUCAAACUAGGAUCUUAAAUACUAAAUGGGUGAAACUACAAUCACUCAAGGACUAAACAAGAAGUGAUGUUGAUGACCACAAGAACAACAAGUACCAACAAAGAUGCCAGUGAACUAGUCAUGGGAAGUUUGGCUCUUUUCAGAGAGCUCUUUCGGCUCAGCUCCCAAAGAAGAGCCGGCUCACAUUUUAUUGAACAAAACUGCAAAUAAAUCCACAGAACAGAACUAGAACCAAACUCAAGUAAAAUAGUUUUAUAACAACCUUAUAAUUGCCUAAUUUUGUGCAUUCAUUCUGUUAAAAAAAACAGUUCUACCUUUUGUUUACUAUUUUAAGCAAACACUUUUUUGCACAAAUUAACAAAAACGAACUGCAUGAACACAUCCACAGAACAGAACCAAACUGAAGCAAAUAGUAUUAUGGUCCUCAGUAAAGGCUGGCAUUCAAAAAAGUCAGAUGCCUCAGCUUAGAUGAAUUGAUCUGAUUUCCUUUCUUGGUGAGUAUCUGCCCUGUUUUUGCCAUUGCUGACCAAUCAAAACAAAGUUCUACCUUGAGCAGAGCUCAGGGUGAACACUGAGGUAAGCAGCGAAAAAGGAAAAACUGGGAGCCGGCUUUCACUCGAUGUGAGCCAGCUCUUCUGAUUGAUUAAGAAGCAUCGUCUCUCGGAGCCAAUUCUUUUGCGCAUGUCACAUCACUACAGGGAACAAAACUGAACAACAGGAGCACCCCCGGUGGCGUGACUGGUUGCCACAGUUCGCGGCCAGAGUCCAGGAACAGCCUCUGUGUGUUUGUGAAAGAGGCUAAGGAUUAGGAAGUAGAACAGUCUAAUAGUCCUGUCAUAGGGUCAAUGAAGGCAAUGCUAGUAUGUCGUAGUUACCAUGUGCAUCGGUCACGAUAGGCAAACAUUAACCUUUUCGUACUAUAGACAAUGUAAAUUAGGAUGACGAUGUCAGAAUGAGGGAGGGAGGUCAGAGAGAGAGACCGGGAGUAGAGGUGAGACGACUCAGAGAGACACUGAUAAAUGAGUUACAGGAGCAGAGCUCUGCUCAGGAAGCUGUGAGUCCUCAGCAGCUUCUCUUCUCUGAUGAUGGAGACACUGAAGGAGCCUGAACUCUGCUUUCCACAUCUCCUCAACACCUCCUGCAAGAAAUACGCUCGUCCUCACACAGAGGCAAUGCUCAUUUAUGUUCUAGUUUCCUGCAUGUCUCUGCUCACUGCGAUUCUCAACCUGCUGGUCAUCGUCUCCAUCUCCCACUUCAGGCAGAGACUAAUGUUUUGAUUUUAACAUGCUUUCAUGAUUUGCACUGGAAAACUUGACUAUUGACCAUUUUCAUUAACAGCUUUGCAAAAUACAUUUAUUACAGACAUGUACUGAUAUUUGCAAAAUUUAAUUAGUAAUAAAUUGAUGCAUAUAAUAUUCACAGUGAUGCUGUUCUCUCCCUCCAGGCAGCUCCACACUCCCACCAACCUCCUCCUCCUCUCUCUGGCUGUCUCCGAUUUCCUUGUCGGUCUUCUUGUGAUGCCAUUUCAGAUUCUAUUGAUAGAACCCUGCUGGUUUCUAGGUGUCUUGGUGUGCACUGUGUGUUUUUUUGUACCAUAUAUCACUAUUUAUUCCUCAGUAACAAACAUGGUGUUGAUCUCAGUCGACCGAUAUCUGGCCAUAUGUGACCCUCUGCGUUACUCCACCAAAGUUUCUAAGAAAACAGUUAAGUUCAGUAUCCUCCUGUGUUGGGUUUAUUGUGUUACAUACAGUUUCAUUGUUUUAAAUGAUAACCUAAAGCAACCAGGCAGGUUCAACUCUUGCUAUGGAGAAUGUGUGAUUAGUGUCAUUGGAGCUGUUGACUUAAUUCUAGGCUUCAUCGUCCCCAUCUCAGCCAUCAUCAUCCUGUAUGUGAGGGUGUUUGUGGUGGCUGUGUCUCAGGCUCGUUCCAUGCGCUCCCACGUUGCAGCUGUUAAACUGCAGCGUUCACUGAUUAUUCACAGGUCACAGCUCAAAGCAGCCAGGACUUUGGGUGUCAUUGUUGUUGUGUUUCUCAUGUGUUACAGUCCUCCUUACUGUGUCUCUCUCUCUGGAUACAAGCUCAAAAUUGGUACUUCAACUAAUGACUUUUUAGUUUUUCUACUCAUGUCAAACUCUUGUCUGAACCCUUUGAUUUAUACUUUUCUCUACCCCUGGUUUAGAAAAUCUGUUAAACUCAUUCUUACUUUACAGAUACUGCAGCCUAGGUCCAGUGAGGCCUGUGUAAAGUAGACUCAAUUUGAUUUUUUAUAUGUACUAAUUGUUAUUAAAAAUGUUUUGAAGUUUAAACUAAAGUUGAAACUUCUAUUUAAAAUGCUCAGUAAUGUUAACUGUGAUCUCUAAACACAGGCUGUGUUAAAUUAUCCUGAGAAACUCAGUUUUCUGUGAUUGUAAAGUGGUUGUAUGUGCUGAAUGAAGACGACUAAAAUGUGAUGUCUCCUCUCUUCUGUAUUUUUUUGGUUGUUAGAUUGUUCUCUAAAGUCUGAUCUGUGCUUUUCUCUCCUCCACUACAAUAAUGCAGUUUCAAACUGUCUGUGGAUUUGACGUUUGUGUUUUACGUCCAACAGCUGUUGUAGAACCUGAGGCGUCACAUGAUGAAUUCAUAUGGUUUAUGUACAGCAAAUGCAUCCGUGUUGCUUUUAUCUAUAACAAAACCACUGUUCACUAUGUUAACCACAGACUAUGUUAACCACAGAACAUACAGUCAGAGACUAGAUGUAAUGCGUGAAACGGACAUACAGACUGACUGAAUGAAUUGAAAACCUACGGCCGACAGAAUUCCAUCCAUCCAUUUUCCAUCCAUACAUCCAUUUUCUAAACCGCUUACUGCCUAAUGCGGGGUCACGGGGGUGCUGGAGCCUAUCCCAGCUGGCUAUGGGCGAGAGGCAGGGUACACCCUGGACGGGUCGCCAGUCCAUCGCAGGGCAACACAGAGACAGACAACCAUUCAGACACACACUCACACCUACGGGCAAUGGAGAGAAGCCAAUCAACCUAAUACACUGUGGACUGUGGGAGGAAGCCGGAGAACCCGUAGAGAACCCACGCAAACACGGGGAGAACGUGCAAACUCCACACAGAAAGGCACCAGGACCGCUGUGAGGCGACAGUGCUACCCACCGCACCACCGUGCCGCCCGACAAAAUUCCGUUAGUGGGAAAUAUCAAAAAUACUAUGCCAGUGGCCAGACUGACUGACAAAUGGAGAACCCAUAAUCACGACCCACAAAACAUUAAUAAAUAAAUUAGUUAAAAAAGGAUAGAAAUACAAACACAAAACCCAGAGAUAGUGACAAGAUGAUGUGAACUGUCUGUAAACAUGGACUCAACAUAUGAACUGACUAAACUGAGCAUUAAUUGUCUUGCGUGUGUACAAUAAAUAUGCUUAUUAUUUACUAAUAGUUUUCUUGCUGAUCGUGAAUUUGUGUAAAACUAUUUAAAACUCUGUCACAUAUUUCCUCUAGAA
Betta splendens (Siamese fighting fish) is the source of this 4200-nucleotide messenger RNA. Its product is annotated as trace amine-associated receptor 1-like. The coding region runs from base 2122 to 2967 and encodes 281 amino acids. The record is from RefSeq and is a predicted model, not a curated record. Gene Ontology annotation, molecular function: trace-amine receptor activity. The transcript has a single exon. Gene Ontology annotation, biological process: G protein-coupled receptor signaling pathway. Gene Ontology annotation, cellular component: membrane. Lineage: Eukaryota; Metazoa; Chordata; Actinopteri; Anabantiformes; Osphronemidae.